AUGCUCGGCUUCGCAUACGAUCCACAGAUACGCCGACCGGCGGAGUUGCUGUAUGGCGCGACCGACACGAUCAAUCACUUCCUCGGGCUGUAUCGUGUGGGCGACAAAUACCAAUUUCCCGCUUUCUUGGACCGGGUUGACCCAUGGCUCACGGGUUGCAUGUAUGACUGGUUGGACAGGUCUACAGGACCAUUCGACAAAGACAGUAUUGCGCGUUCCGAGUUUUGCGGCUUCGUCAGAGACAUCUAUGAACUCGUAGGUUUAGAACAUCGACCCAGCCAUCCGUUGGUACACAUCUUAUUGGAACUAGCAACCGAUCGGGGUUCCGCAAGCGUUCUGAACAACACCGGAGGUCAUCAACCCUUGAUAGUGACAGCAUUACAGGAAGUAGCUGAGUUUGGGCGGGAUGUACUCCUUCAUUUGAUGGGCAAGACUGGAUCCUGGGAAGUAGGUGACAAAGGUGACGUUGUCAGCACUGAGCUGUGCAUCGGAGUCGAGCUCGGAUGUCUGAUCCCUGAUACUGGGAAAGGUGGUGGAUGA
Messenger RNA from Alternaria alternata, 540 nucleotides. RefSeq lists its product as hypothetical. NCBI's taxonomy places the organism in Eukaryota, Fungi, Ascomycota, Dothideomycetes, Pleosporales, Pleosporaceae. The coding region runs from base 1 to 540 and encodes 179 amino acids. The transcript has 2 exons. The record is from RefSeq and is a predicted model, not a curated record.